This is a messenger RNA of Penicillium cataractarum, 651 nucleotides long. RefSeq lists its product as uncharacterized. The transcript is spliced from 2 exons. Bases 1 to 651 code for a protein of 216 amino acids. The record is from RefSeq and is a predicted model, not a curated record. NCBI's taxonomy places the organism in Eukaryota, Fungi, Ascomycota, Eurotiomycetes, Eurotiales, Aspergillaceae.
AUGUCUCAACCCCAACCCAAGAAAAAACAACCCACCUCGACAAAACCAGCAAACCCCAAACCCCAAACAGGCUGGAUCUGGCCCAAAGACCCACGACCAGGAAACCCAACCCGCUGGUCCCGCCUCAAACGCUUCUCCGACGUCCUAACCGGCAAAGGCCCGGACAUCUACGUGGGAACCAUCGGGAAACAUCCCCCCGCAAGGAAAGACAAAGAUACACCCGGACGAACAGUCUCAAGCACCAAUUGGGCAAGAUGGGAUCUCGAGCCCAAGGAAGAAGACACCCCGUUCCCAUGGGCACGGCGCGGGAAGCAGGAAAAGUAUGAUUACAGUACUCGCAAGUACGGGGUUCCCAGUGAGAAGACGUGGAGUGCGGUGGAGUAUGCGGAUUGUGAGGUCCAGUGUGGGAAGGGGAAGGGGAAGAAGAAGGUUAUCCAGACGGCGCCGAUUAGGUUUUGGGAUCGGGAUGGGAGAGUGGGGAGGGUGGGGAUGGUGGGUGUUGUCGGGAUGGAGGAGAUCAUUGUCAUUGUCAUUUUGAUUAUGAGCUUCAUGAGCAUGAUUCGGCGUUGGGGAGCUUUGAAUGUGUUGAUGGGUAUGCGUAUCCUGUUCGGAGCCAUUGUCCUGCUUGUGGGAUGUGAUGGAUGCUUCUGA